AUGCCUACCUUCCUCAAAGACGUUAUCUUUCCUCCUCUAUCCCUCUCAGCAAAGACUAUAGAAACAAUAAAGUGGCUGCACGUAAAUAUAGUUUAUGAAAUAUGGUGUCUAUACACAUCGGCAAAAUGGGGCGGCAAUGCAACUAACCAUCUUAACGUGUCAACUAUCAUCGCACACCAUCUAAACAACGAACUGGCUGUCUUACAGCAAAUCUCCCGUUCUACAAAUAAAAGGCUCAAAUCGACCUUAAAUUUUCUUAAAAAAUUGUAA
Messenger RNA from Scutellospora calospora, 270 nucleotides. NCBI's taxonomy places the organism in Eukaryota, Fungi, Glomeromycota, Glomeromycetes, Diversisporales, Gigasporaceae. The record is from the annotation of a GenBank genome assembly.